CUCCACCUCCCUCUGCCUUAGAAUCAAGCUUUGUUGAGACUUCUGUGAGAGAACGCAUGAGAGAGAAACUGAAAGCAGCACGGUCAAAAACAGAAAAUGCUCUACAGCAGGAAGCCUCAGGCUCUCGUCCGCGAUCCCUGAAAAAACUUGGAGCGAGGAAGGCACAGAUUAGACUGGAUAAUGAGAUUGGUGAAGGUGAAUCAAGUGUUAUGCAAGAGAAUGAAAGCAAAGUAUCUGCAAGAGUGAAGUUUCAUGAUUCUGUCAGAAAAGUCAAACAACGGCUACAGGUGAGGAAAAUAGGUCUGUUUCCCCUUUCUCCAUGCCAUCCUUCAUUUUCUACAUGCCUAUGCUAUCUUCUCUUAUUUCACUUCCCCAUUGUAAACUAAACAGCUAUAAACUUUGUAGCCCAAAGGCUUCUUUCUUGGUUAAUAACUUCUCAGAUCCCUUCAGUAUAUAGGGGAAGCUUUGGGCUGAAAUGGUACAUGUAAAUGGUAAUAUUAUAACUGCACAUGUUAAAUGUCAGGCAGCCUUUUCACACCAUGGUUCUCUGGAAGGAGGAGAUAUUAUAUUGUUCAGUGCUCUGCUCACCAGCAACACAGAACUCCUUUCUUUGGUAGGGCUGGUUGUCGUUAAGGUCAGUUUGUGAGUAUGGUUGUGGCAACGAUGCCACAGUUGUAAAUGUAAAUGUAAAACAAAGUUGUAAAUCUAGUUUAUGACAUCACGUAACAGCAUGUAACAGGAUUCUGACUAGAAUGUGUGUGUUUUUUUUCCCUUUCAGCCUGAUUUUAUCACCAUACACAUGUUUACACUGAAUUGUCUUUACAGUUAUAAUGCCCAUCCUCUCAGUUUAGAGAGAGGCUUUUGAAGUGUUAACUAUCUGUUUUUAUUCUAGCCAUUCUACUGCUUACCCCUAUUUCCAGGUCAUUCAUGAGCAAGUUGAAAAGCAUUGGCCCCAACAGUGAUUCCUAGGGGUCUGUGUUUACAUUUAUCCAUUGUAAGACUAACCAUUUUUCCUUCCAUAAUCUCUGCUUCUUUAACCAUUUACCUGACAAUUACACAAUUUCUUUUUGAUUCCACAACUCUUACGUUUGCUCAGGAGUCUUUAGACAUUGGGAAAGUGAAGCCAGGAUUUAUUCCAAAUUUGAC
Anolis sagrei ordinatus is the source of this 1146-nucleotide messenger RNA. NCBI's taxonomy places the organism in Eukaryota, Metazoa, Chordata, Lepidosauria, Squamata, Anolidae. The record is from RefSeq and is a predicted model, not a curated record.